Messenger RNA from Gossypium raimondii (Peruvian cotton), 2409 nucleotides. Its product is annotated as transmembrane 9 superfamily member 11. The coding region runs from base 154 to 2118 and encodes 654 amino acids. Gene Ontology annotation, cellular component: membrane. Gene Ontology annotation, biological process: protein localization to membrane. NCBI's taxonomy places the organism in Eukaryota, Viridiplantae, Streptophyta, Magnoliopsida, Malvales, Malvaceae. The record is from RefSeq and is a predicted model, not a curated record. The transcript has 2 exons.
GCUGCUUUUGUUCUCUGGAAUAUUUCAAAUUCGUUUAAAAGAAAAAUAAACAAACAAUUUGAAGAUCGCUACGUUUGGACUUCAAUUUCGUCAUAAAGACUAUUCUCUUCUUUCUCUCAGGCAAUUCCCAAGAUCUUCCAAAAUUCGGACGUCAUGGGUCAUGUUGAGAUCUGGGUAUUGACAAUGUGCGUGAUAUUUCAAUUGGGAUAUGGGUUUUAUCUGCCUGGUAGUUACCCUCACAAAUAUGUUGUUGGGGAUCCUUUAUCUGUCAAAGUAAAUUCCUUAACUUCCAUUGACACCGAAAUGCCCUUUAGCUAUUACAGUUUACCCUUUUGUAAGCCUAAAGAGGGUGUUAAGGAUAGUGCUGAGAAUUUGGGUGAGCUUCUCAUGGGAGAUCGGAUUGAGAAUUCACCAUAUAAGUUUAAAAUGUACGUUAAUGAGUCUGAGAUCUUCUUAUGUCAAUCUAAUAAGGUAUCGGCUGAUGAUUUCAAGUUGUUGAAGAAGAGGAUUGAUGAGAUGUAUCAGAUUAACUUGAUUCUCGAUAAUUUGCCUGCAAUAAGGUAUACUAAGAAAGAGGGUUUUAUGUUGAGGUGGACCGGGUAUCCGGUUGGGGUUAAGGUUCAGAAUGUGUAUUAUUUGUUUAAUCAUUUGAAAUUUAAGGUGCUUAUUCAUAAGUACGAGGAAACAAGUGUGGCACGUGUGAUGGGAACAGGGGAUGCUGUUGAGGUUAUGCCCACUGUUACCAAGGAGGGUUCAGAUAUGCCAGGACAUAUGGUUGUUGGGUUUGAGGUGGUUCCUUGUAGCGUGGUGCAUGAUGGUAAUUUAGUUAAUAAAUUGAAAAUGUAUGAAAAAUACCAAUCUCCAAUAAAAUGCGACCCAAAUGCUGUCUCAAUGCCCAUCAAGGAAGGUGAGCCGAUUGUCUUCACCUAUGAGGUUGCUUUUGAGGAGAGUGAUAUCAAGUGGCCAUCUCGAUGGGAUGCUUAUUUGAAGAUGGAAGGAUCCAAGGUCCAUUGGUUCUCGAUCUUGAAUUCUCUUAUGGUGAUCACUUUCCUUGCUGGUAUAGUCCUUGUGAUCUUUUUAAGGACUGUUAGGCGGGAUCUGACCCGGUAUGAGGAGCUAGACAAGGAGUCUCAAGUACAGAUGAACGAGGAGUUAUCUGGGUGGAAGUUAGUUGUCGGGGAUGUUUUCCGUGCCCCAUCCAAUCCUGCUCUUUUGUGUAUUCUGAUAGGGGAUGGAGUUCAGAUCCUUGGUAUGGCAAUUGUGACAAUAUUGUUUGCUGCUCUCGGAUUUAUGUCACCAGCAUCCCGUGGCACUCUUAUUACAGGUAUGCUAUUUUUCUACCUAAUUCUAGGUAUUGCAGCUGGCUAUGUUGCAGUACGUCUUUGGAGAACGAUUGGCUGUGGUGAUCAUAAAGGAUGGAUUUCUGUCGCUUGGAAAGCUGCUUGUUUCUUUCCUGGUAUUGCUUUUUUAAUUCUAACCAUUUUGAAUUUCCUGUUGUGGGGAAGUCACAGCACUGGAGCCAUUCCAUUUGCUGUUUUUGUUAUUCUACUUCUGCUCUGGUUCUGUAUCUCAGUUCCACUCACCUUAGUUGGUGGAUACUUUGGGGCUAAGGCGCAUCAUAUUGAAUAUCCUGUCCGAACCAACCAGAUCCCUCGUGAAAUCCCAGCUCAAAAGUAUCCAUCAUGGUUGUUAGUUCUUGGUUCUGGGACCCUGCCUUUCGGUACCCUUUUCAUCGAGCUAUUCUUCAUCAUGUCUAGCAUAUGGAUGGGACGAGUCUACUACGUUUUUGGGUUUUUAUUUAUUGUUCUAAUUCUUCUUGUUGUGGUUUGCGCCGAAGUAUCUUUGGUGUUAACUUACAUGCAUCUGUGUGUGGAGGACUGGAAGUGGUGGUGGAAAUCCUUCUUUGCUUCUGGUUCAGUUGCUAUCUACAUCUUCUUGUACUCCAUAAAUUAUCUUAUAUUUGAUCUUAAGAGUUUGAGUGGACCCGUGUCUGCUACUCUUUACUUGGGGUAUUCUCUUUUCAUGGUUCUUGCAGUCAUGCUCGCAACAGGCACCGUUGGAUUCCUUUCUUCUUUCUGGUUCGUGCAUUAUUUAUUUGCUUCGGUAAAGCUGGAUUGAAAAAAGCUUGUCCAGCCACAAAAAUUGGCACAUUUAAGAGGUAGGCAGCCCUGAACAUAAAAAGUCAAAAUCAUCUCUUGACUUCGAGCAUUACUUUGUUAGGGAAACUUUAGUAAGUGGAAUAACCAAUAAGUCGGCCCAGUUUUGCUUAAUUCUUUAUUAGAUGUCUAUGAUGCAUGACAACACAAUACCGAGUCUGUUUUUGCAGUCUGAUGUAUCAUUGGAGGCCAUUUUUGUGUCGUUUUGGUAACAUACAUUUGGGUAAUUUCAUGUUGGAAAUACGUUAUCAGA